Python bivittatus (Burmese python) is the source of this 3781-nucleotide messenger RNA. Its product is annotated as inactive serine/threonine-protein kinase PLK5-like. Gene Ontology annotation, cellular component: spindle pole; centrosome; nucleus. Gene Ontology annotation, molecular function: ATP binding; protein kinase activity; protein binding. Gene Ontology annotation, biological process: regulation of G1/S transition of mitotic cell cycle; mitotic spindle organization; protein phosphorylation. Lineage: Eukaryota; Metazoa; Chordata; Lepidosauria; Squamata; Pythonidae. The record is from RefSeq and is a predicted model, not a curated record.
GAGGGGAGGGGAGGGAAGGGCGAGGGCUCCUCCUCUGGCCAGCUGGCCCAAUGCGGCGGGGCGGCGGCCGGGAUGGGGCGGACGGCCGCCACCGCCGCCGCCCGGAGGAGAGCCGAGGGAAACGCCCUGAAGUACUUCGUGGAGGAUCCCGGCACCGGGACGCUUUACAAGCGGGGGCAGCUUUUGGGACAGGGAGCAUUUGGACAAUGCUACAAAUUUACCGACACUUGCGCCAAUAGAGUCUAUGCUGUGAAGGUGGUCUCUCAACAGCGCAUCUCAAGGCUGGGCAACCAGGGAAAGGUUCAACGAGAGAUUGAACUGCAUAGCCAGCUUCAGCACAGGAACAUUGUGGGUUUCCACCGACAUUUUGCUGACCAGGAGAACAUCUACAUGGUGCUAGAAUACUGCAGCAGGAAGUCCUUGGCCCACAUCCUGAAGGUCCGGGGGAUGCUGAUGGAGCCAGAGGUGCGAUUCUACCUGAAGCAGAUCAUUAAUGGCCUGCAGUACCUCCACCAGCAAGGGAUCAUUCACCGUGACCUCAAACUGAGCUUAGCUAGGACCAGACCCUCAGACAGCUCGGCACCCCACACUCUUCGCUUUCCAGGCAAUGUUUUCAUCACCAAGAGCAUGCAGGUGAAAAUUGGAGACCUGGGGCUGGCAACGCGAGAACAGCAGGCCUGCCAGAGGAGAGGGGUGGUCUGUGGGACCCCCAAUUAUCUGGCCCCUGAAGUCAUUGCUAAGAAGGGGCACUCCUUCAAAUCAGACAUAUGGGCACUAGGCUGCAUAAUGUACACCGCCCUUGCCGGUUUCUCCCCCUUUGAGAUCACGCACAAGCAGGAGCUGUAUGAGAGGAUCCAAGAGGGCCUCUAUCGCGUUCCCAGCCAUCUCUCCCCAGCUGCCCGUGGUCUGAUUGGGAAGCUGCUGGCCCCUGACCCCUCUGCCCGCCCCAGCCUGGAAGAGGUGCUGCAGCAUCCCUUUUUCACCCAGCACUUCACUCCUGACAGGCUAUCCUCGCGCGCUUGUCGUUCUGCCCCCGUUUUUCCUUUUGUGAACCCGCUUCAAAAAUUCUUCCAGAAAACAGCCAUGUUCCUUUUCCGGGGCUCCCCUUGCCAGGACCCCCGCACUGUGAGUCCUGCGCCCCAAGAACAGGAGGAAACACCCCGGCCACGAGGUGUGGGACCUGUUGCGCCUCCCUGCUUGGAAGCUGAAGAGGGGAGCACAGACCCUGUGGAGGAGCCCAGCUGCUUUUCCCCCCACCUGCUCAGGAGAGGCUCCCUGCGUGGUGGGCCGCCUGCAAAUGCCGACUGGGGCCCUGGAGGAGUGCUGGAGAGGGUGGAUCGAAGGCUGCGCAACUGCUUGAAGACCAUCCCCCUGGUGGAAGAGCUACCUGAAGGCCUGCGUGGUACCCGUCCUGCCCAGAUGGCCACCAAGUGGGUAGAUUACUCCAAUAAGUACGGGUUCGGCUACCUGCUCUCCGACGGAUCGACCGCAGUGCUGCUCCCCGAUGGGACCCACAUGGCUUUUUGCCCCCAGCGCCAACGCAUCUGCUACCGCAGUGAGGUCCAGAAGGCCGUGUCCUUUGGGUGGACAGAAGUCCCGCCCUCCUUGGCCACGAAGAGGACCAUCCUUCACUUCUUCACCCAGUACAUGCAGCAGCGGCUGCUGGAGGGGGGCCCCCGGCAGACCAACCCCGGCAAACCAGCGGGGGAUCCUUCUCUCCUGCAUUUUGCAAAAUCCGACAAAGCCCUCUUGAUGCUUUUUGGUGACAGCACCCUGCAGGUGAAUUUCUACCACGACCGCACAAAGAUUGUGCUCAGCCACUCGGCCACGGGAGAGGACCUCCUGACUUUCGUGGACCGCCAGCGUUGCAGCACCACCUUCCCUCUGGGCACCCUGGCACAGCAGGGGUGGACCCUGCCCCUGCGCGAGCGGAUGCUGUAUGCCCUGCGCUUGCUGCACUGCCUCUAGCAGACCCCCCUCCCCUCUCCUCCCCCCUGCCAGGGCAGAAGAAGCUGAAGGGACUGUUUUGCUGCCUGUCUCUUCUGGCUACAGCCUCUGCUGGACGUGCCUGUCACCCUGGAGGCCACAGUGGCCAUGCCCAGAACCACGUCGGCAGAGGAAGACCAGCAGCAGCAGGAGGGUGCUGCAGGAGAGGGGGUUCCUUUCCUUGUUUAUGCCUCAUCUUUCUUCCAGGAACAUAAGGCAGCACACGUAGGGCUCCCACAGCAACUAUCCUGUGAGGUAGGCUGGGCUGAGAGAGAAGCCCUGCCCCCAAUUUGCCAGGCAGCUUCUGUGGGCGAAGUGGGGGGCAGAGGCCGGGCCUCCCUGCUCCUAGCCUAGCCCCUUCACCACUACCCUGCAAGGCUCUCCGUGCGGGGGUGAUGCUUUGACGGAGGGGCAGGCUGGGGGGCAGUCCUGUGGUCUCUUCUAUUGUCAUGGGGAGGCUCUGCAGGCACAGGGGGGUGGCGAAACCCUUGGCCCUUCUUGUCAGGACAGAUGGGGCUCCUUGGCUGAUGGAGGGCAGAGUCCAAAUGGGUAGGCAGAAGGCCAGGAGGGGUGCUUGGCCUGAGAUGCAAAGAGGGGCACUUUCAGGGCAUCAGAAGGAGGGGGUUCAGAUAGUUGCAGGUUUGCAGGACUAUUAGGGGGUACAGAAGGGCAGUAGGGCAGGGGGAUGUGUCAGAGAGUGAAGUGGGUAUGUUGUGUCCAGCAGACGCAAGUGGAAGGGGCACGGGAGCCCUGCAGAGUGGGCAAGACAGGGUAGGUCCCAGGGAGGGAGGGAGGGAGGGAAGUGUUUGGGGUGCAGCCACAGGGCAGGGCAGAGCAGAGCAGGAGGGACCUCUCUGGCUGUGAUGCUGCGUAGAGACAGACUCCACCAUGCAAAUUCCUGUUCUUAAAGUAUGUGACCUUCUGGGCUGAGGGGGAGCUGUUUUCUCAGGGCUGGCUUGGAGUGGCCCUUAAAGGGUCCCCAGACUUAUGGAAAGGGCUCCCCUUGGGCGGCUGCCGUUAGUGGGGUGGCAGAGGCAGCUGAAGCGGGGAAGGCAGGGGACACCAGGCUACGACUGGGCAGGGCCUGUGAUUUGUAAUUCUUUUUCCAGUGUCCAAGGAGUUAGUUAUCCCAGGGGGCACAAGAAAGGGGUUCGCUGUUGUUAUUUAUUAAAUGUGUGUGCGCCAAAUCUUUUUAGUCUCACAGCAGCUUACAACAACGCAGAAUGCAAUAAAGCGUCCGUAACUAGAAGCAACCAGAAGCUUGAAUAAUGACACAGCCAUAAAAAAACAAACAGAAAAACGAACAAACCAGCAGCAAAAGCAAACUGUAAAUGAGCAAAAAUCCAUCACGGGCAAUCCUGCCCUGGUGCCCUCCACAAAAGCUUGGUCUUCACAACCCUCCUAAAGGCUCUUGCUUGAGGAACCAGUCUUGCUUUGCCGGGGUGGGGCUGUUCAGUCCACUGGCUCCCUGAGAGAAAGGCCAUGCUUUCCAGCCCCAGCACCACCCACCCACCCACCACAUCCCCAAGCAGCAACUUCUCCCAGAGCUGCAGGAAAAGGGUUGGCAGAGCUUUUGAGAACUUGAGGGUCUUGGGAAAAGCCCUGCCCGCCAUCCAAGCGGGCGGCCUCGGGCAGCCAACACAAGGCAGUCCACCUGUGAUGGAAUGGAAUUAUGAAGGCCAGACUCAGGGAGAGAAGCAUCUUCUUUUGUCUCCGGAGGGAGGGGAAGAGAUAAGAGGGUGAGGCUGGCACCUCCCUGAGGAAUUCACUCGGUGUUUACUGGCUGACCCUGGGA